AUGGCCGAGCUCCCAUCGAAGGUGCACCUCACCUUGCACCCCCUCUUCCUGAGUAUUUGUGGGCCAUCGGUGUACAAGGAUGAUAAGCAGCGCACAUGGCUGCAUUUUGACCUGAGUACAGGAGGUGUCCUGCAAGUACGGUUGCUCCAGAAUGACAUCACAAGUGAGCAUAUCGCAUUCACCAUCAGCCCCCGGACAUUGAGCACCAUGCCUUCGUGGUGGACGAUCCAGCUUGGCAGCCGGUACCUGGAUUCCAUGGGCCGGUUCUGGGGCAUCAUACACCACAUCAAGGAGAAUGGAGUGGAGGAAAUGAUGCUUGAGCUGAUAAACAACUCCUAG
Messenger RNA from Myotis lucifugus (little brown bat), 339 nucleotides. Its product is annotated as T-cell leukemia/lymphoma protein 1A-like. Gene Ontology annotation, molecular function: protein serine/threonine kinase activator activity. The transcript has a single exon. The record is from RefSeq and is a predicted model, not a curated record. The coding region runs from base 1 to 339 and encodes 112 amino acids. NCBI's taxonomy places the organism in Eukaryota, Metazoa, Chordata, Mammalia, Chiroptera, Vespertilionidae. Gene Ontology annotation, biological process: positive regulation of peptidyl-serine phosphorylation.